UUAAAUCUUUCUAGAAGUGACUAUUAUAUUUCUAAUAGACAAAGCAGCAAGAUGGAAAAAAAACAUAUUAAUGACGUCCAACCUUCGACGACGGAUGAACAUUUGAGAUUAUUGUUAGAGGAUAAAAAUAUAAUCGACCCAAAAUUUACCAGUGCGACACCCAAUGAUCUUCCAGAUUGGUAUGAUCAAGAGUUAUUUAAAAAAGCUCAAAACUAUUACAAACGAAACCUGUUGUCAAUGCUAUUAUCUAAUUUUGUUGGACUUCUUGCAAUAAUAGUAGUUCCAGAAACAUUAAGGGUAUUCCAACACAAAAAAAAAGACAGUAUGCCGUGUAUAACUUUCAGCAGAUAUGUCCAGACUUUACUACAUAUGUAUAAAUUACAUACAUGUGACCCAAAUGAUCCUAAUUCUGAUUGGUACAAGACAAUAAAUGUAAUUCGCCAAAAACAUAAGAUAAGUAGUAAGAAUGCAAUGAAUGCUCGCGUCGGAGGAAUUUAUCAACGAGAUGUGGCAAUCACACAAUUUGCUUUCAUAGGAUAUGUAUUGAUUGCUCCUACAUCCAUCGGUUUACGUAAUGAGCCAGAAGAGGAAGAAGCACUUAAUCAUCUUUGGCGUGUGAUUGGUCACAUGAUAGAAAUACCAAAUCGAUUAAAUCUAUGUCGCAAAACUGCAGCGGAAACUCGUGAAUUGUGUCAAAAAUUAGCUAAUGUUUUAGCAAAGUAUUUAAGUGAAGCUCCAUAUGAAUUCUAUCACAUAGUAUCAGCUAUAUUAGAUGGCUUGUGGUAUUUUGAUUUGACUUUAGAUAAGGAUGCCUUGUUAGCAUUUACUUAUCGGCUACAUGGUAUUAAAUAUAAAAAGUCGCUGGAUUGGUACAGUCAAAUAAACAUAAAAUAUCGUGACUUAAUAUUUUAUCUCUGUCUUAUACCCUAUAUCGGAACAAUAGUAAAAAUGUUUUUCAAUUAUCAAAUCUUGUUGGCACUUUGGCUUGUGAAGAAAUGGUCUCUUCUUGCGUGGUACUCACUCGGAAAAGAAAAUUGUCGAAUUAUUUUAUAUUCCAAAUACUAUUGUAAAUAAUCACAUUUUCAUAUAAGUACAGUAUUGGAUAUAAUUAAUCAUUUGCUCUUUUCCAAAAAGUUUUGCAUCAAUUAUGGCAUUCAAAACUUUUUAUGUUAUCAUUAGAAUUCUAUCAGAUUUUUUUAAAACAUUUCCUUUUUAUUAAAUUUUUAUUAAAUUUGCUAUAAUUAAAAGUUUUAUUUUAUUAGUUUGUGAAAAAGUGAAAGUUUUAAUCAAAUAUUUUUCUUCGGAGAUUCAAUUGAUUUCAAGAUAUAGCUUCCAAGAUGUAACUUUAAAUUAGUCAUAAAAAAUAUUUAUUA
Pogonomyrmex barbatus (red harvester ant) is the source of this 1373-nucleotide messenger RNA. RefSeq lists its product as uncharacterized. The record is from RefSeq and is a predicted model, not a curated record. NCBI's taxonomy places the organism in Eukaryota, Metazoa, Arthropoda, Insecta, Hymenoptera, Formicidae.